AUGAAGCAGUCCUUGCACCGCCUCUUCAAGGAGGUUUUCGUCUUCAGCCCCGCCAGGAGGACCGGCGGCGGCAGCAGCAACCCGGGCGGCGGCGAGAGGGGGCGCCCCGCCGUUCGGCCUUACGGCGUGCGGGCCUCCGGUACCGGCGAGCUGAUCACGCACACGGGGCAGGUAUAUGAAGAAAAGGAUUAUAGAAGAGUUAGAUUUGUUGGACGUCAAAAGGAGGUGAACAAGAAUUUUGCAAUUGAUUUGAUAGCAGAGCAGCCUGUGAGUGAAGUUGAAAGCAGAGUGAUAUCAUGCGAUGGUGGUGGUGGAGCUUUGGGACAUCCUAAAGUAUACAUAAACUUGGACAAAGAUACAAAGACUGGAACAUGUGGCUACUGUGGACUUCAAUUUAAACAGAAACAUCACUGAAAGAUUAUCCCUGCACGCUUGCAGAUUUCUGUUCAGAUGUUAACAUUUAACUAUAAAUAAACAACAUAUUUAGAAACCCAA
Molecule: messenger RNA, 495 nt
Organism: Haliaeetus leucocephalus (bald eagle)
Lineage: Eukaryota; Metazoa; Chordata; Aves; Accipitriformes; Accipitridae
Gene: NDUFS6
Product: NADH dehydrogenase (ubiquinone) Fe-S protein 6, 13kDa (NADH-coenzyme Q reductase)
Exons: 5
Coding region: 1-414 (137 amino acids)
Biological process (GO): mitochondrial electron transport, NADH to ubiquinone
Source: RefSeq, a predicted model, not a curated record